AUGAAUUUGUGUGAGCCCGUGGAGCUUUCAAUAAAAUGCAGAAAUCUACCCGACAAAGAUUUCUCCAGCAAGUCCGAUCCCUUCGUCAUCAUGUAUUUCGAAGAAAACGGUCGUAAAACAGAAUUCGCUCGGACGGAAAUUGUCAGAGACUCACUCAACCCGGAGUUUUCGACGAAGUUCGAUGUCGACUACUUUUUUGAAAAGAAGCAAAAUGUCGUUUUUGAAGUUAUGGACUCGGACGAUGGGACGAACAGGGGAAAAGAUCGGCAUGAUGAGCUUGGAGAGUGCAAAACGACGCUUGGGGAGAUUAUUGGCGCUUCUAGUGGAAGACAUAUCAGAAGAUUGCCAAUCGCCGUUGAGAAUGUUCCAACGAAGAAAGGAUUUUUUACAGGAAAAGAAGCAGUGAGAACGAUUCUUGAAAUAAGAAGAGGUGCAGGAGAUGCGGACAACACGCUUGUUUUCAGAUCUAAAGAACUCAAAUCCGAAGAUCCAAAGUUUCAAGUCGAAAUCCCCGGUGCCAAACUCAAUAAUGGCGAUCCCAGUCGAGAAAUACUUAUCCAGCUCUACCGAUAUCGCAAAAGCGAAAUGGCUCAAGAACUCAUCGGACAGAUCUCUCUCGAUGGUCACGAGCUAGAAAACUGGGCAUCUUCCGGUGAGAAGAAAGGAAUCAAAGACAAGACCUGUGCGAAGCUCAAGAACUUCAAGAAGUCAGUCGAUUAUACCUUCUUCGACUUCAUCAGUCACGGAUUGAUGAUCAACUGCAUGACCUCGAUCGAUUUUACCGGGUCAAAUGGCGACCCAAAAAGUCAAAACUCCCUUCACUUCGUCGACAAUUCUGGCAGCAAUCGAUUCAAUCAGUACGAGUCAGCAAUUUGGUCCGUCAAUUCCAUCCUCGAAGACUACGAUUCUGACAAGCUCUUUCCAGUCUACGGCUUUGGCGCGAAAGUUCCAAAUCUUGGCGUUUCGCACAUGUUCCCCUGCAAUCUCAACCCGCAGAAUCCGUUUGUCCAGGGAACUACCGGCGUUUUGCAGACGUAUCGUGAUUGUAUCCGCGCCGUUCAGCUUUACGGUCCUACAAACUUUGCGCCUACGAUCAGAGAAGCGUCGAGAAUGGCCGCAGAAGCAGAUAAACGGAAAAACUAUUUUGUUCUGCUGAUUCUCACAGAUGGAGCGAUAACGGACGUAGACUCAACAAUCAACGCAAUCGUUCAAGCAUCAAAUCAUCCUCUUUCGAUAAUUAUCGUCGGCGUUGGCUCAGCUGACUUCUCAACCAUGGAAUGCCUGGAUGGCGAUGACGGAGUCCUUGUUGAUUCCCACAGAAAUCGGGCUGCACGUGACAUUGUCCAAUUCGUCCCCUUUUCUCGAUUUUGUCGACCGAACUCACCGCCUGACAUGGCCGGGUUAGCUUCAGAAGUGCUCAAAGAAGUCCCAAAACAAGUCACGAGUUUCAUGAGAAGCCAUGGAAUUACGCCAAAUCUGGACUUUCAAUAUCAACAAUUUGAUCCUACUGUACCUCGUUACUGA
This is a messenger RNA of Oikopleura dioica, 1524 nucleotides long. The record is from the annotation of a GenBank genome assembly. Lineage: Eukaryota; Metazoa; Chordata; Appendicularia; Copelata; Oikopleuridae.